Messenger RNA from Aplysia californica (California sea hare), 911 nucleotides. Its product is annotated as thyrotropin-releasing hormone receptor-like. Gene Ontology annotation, cellular component: membrane. Gene Ontology annotation, molecular function: thyrotropin-releasing hormone receptor activity. The record is from RefSeq and is a predicted model, not a curated record. The annotation marks the transcript as partial. NCBI's taxonomy places the organism in Eukaryota, Metazoa, Mollusca, Gastropoda, Aplysiida, Aplysiidae. Gene Ontology annotation, biological process: G protein-coupled receptor signaling pathway. The transcript has a single exon.
CUUCUCCUCCCCCUGGCUGGCUGUACUAAUCUCCCUUGCCCUGUUCUCCCCCUCCCUCCCCCCUGCACACGCGGGAGACACGCCCCCCAACCACUUCCGGCGCACAGUUCACCAGUCUCACCACCACGCCCACUACCGACACUCCCCAGCAAGUCCAGCCUCCUCCCCCUCCUCCUCAUCCUCCUCCUCCUCCUUCUCUCCCUCCAACAACACACAUGCGCGGCGACUAGCCUCCCACAACGCAUCAAUGACGUCAGAGCGUCCACCCUGGUCAGGCAAGUCUGUCAAGAACCCGGACACCAACACGCUCCUCCCGCCGGAGACCACUGACCACCAUGACGUCAGACAAGAACUACUCAACUGGACAACUCACUCCAUCUCAAACCUCAACGUGAACGAAAGCAGUGGUGGUGGCAGCAGCAGCAGCAGCAGCAGCGACGUCCCUCCACCUGCCCCCUCCGCCAUGUACUACUCCAGCCUCUUCGCUGCUGUUGCAGUCACCCUCAGUGCCGUUAUCUUCACCUUCGGUAUCCUAGGCAAUGCCCUCGUGGUGUUGGUCAUCGUGCGGACACGGAGCAUGCACACGACCACCAACUGCUACCUCCUGUCACUCGCCGUGGCAGACUUGCUUGUCCUCAUCUCCGCCACCCUCCCCGCAAUCCCGGAGCCCUUCUACCGUGUGGAUGAGUGGCCGUACGGGCGGGUGAUGUGCUCCCUUCUCAUAUUCCUCCAGUAUCUGGGCAUCGACUGCUCCGCUCUGUCCAUCACAGCCUUCACGAUCGAGCGGUACAUCGCCAUCUGCCACCCGAUCCGAGCCCAGACGUUGUGUACUCUCACCCGGGCUAAAAGGAUCGUGGGAGGGCUGUGGGUUUUUACAGUUCUUUACUGCACCCCAUGGCUGGGGCUUACGG